CAUCUCGGUUAUAUAAACGACCGUGUCCAGAAGUUCCAAGAGACUGUUGUAGCAAUGGGCAAUAGAGCAGCUUUUGUGGUCGCGUUUCUCUUAAGGGCUAUAUAUGGAGGCAUGCAGAUAGUAACCAAAAACGCUUUCAAUGAAGGCAUGAGCACGACUGUCUUUGUUUUCUAUAGGCAUUUAAUUGCUAUUCUGUUCUUGGUGCCGGUUGCUUUUGUUCUUGAAAGGAAAACUGCUCCACCACUUUCAUUCAAAGUCUCUCUGAAGUUAUUUGUGCAUGCGUUAUACGGGAUUUCUGGAGCAAUAAACAUAUAUGGCCUUGGUCUAAGUUAUGCUUCAGCAACAGCAUCAUCUGCAAUAUUUAACUUACUGCCAGCAGUGGCUUUCUUUCUGGCUGUUCUUUUGGGGAUGGAGACUUUGAACAUGAAAAAGUUCCAUGGGAUUGCAAAAGUUUGUGGCAUACUGUUCAGCCUUGCAGGCGUCGUUGUACUUGCAUUUUACCAAGGACCUGAAAUGAAAUCAUUCAACCACCACCAUCUUUUUCAUCACAUAAGUAACUUUCAUGGUGAGGCUACUGCUCAUCCUAGAAGGACUUGGAUACUAGGAAUUUUCCUGACUACUUUAUCAACUACAUCUUGGGCUCUUUGGACAGUUCUUCAGGGGCCCAUGUUGGAAGCAUAUCCAUCUAAGCUGCUCAACACAACUCUCCAGAUGAUCUUUGCAACAAUUCAAUCUUUCUUUAUCGCCCUAGUGGCUGAGAGAGAUUUUGCAAAAUGGAGGUUAGGCCUAGACGCACGUCUUAUUGCUGUGGUGUACUCUGGCAUACUUGUUUCUGGAGUUGCAUAUUAUAUGCAAGUAUGGGUGAUUGAUAAGAGCGGACCUGUUUUCUUGGCCAUGACAAUGCCAAUAACCCUGCUUGUCACAAUAAUUCUAUCUUUGUUUCUCGGAGAAGCAGUUACCUUGGGAAGCAGUAUCUUAGGUGGAGUAAUUAUGGUUGGUGGUCUGUAUAGUGUUCUUUGGGCAAAGAGAUCUGAGCAUGUAGUUGUCAGGAAGCAGCACAUGGCUGCUCCAGUAGAGGCAGCACAAGUUUAGCUCAUACUAGCGAUUCUGUUUGUACAUCAAAACUCAAUGGCAGUUUCAGGCUGGUUUGUAUUUUGUAGUUACUGAUCAACUGAGAGAAUUUUGAAGUUAUGUUACUCUUCUAUUUCC
Setaria italica (foxtail millet) is the source of this 1209-nucleotide messenger RNA. Its product is annotated as WAT1-related protein At5g64700. Gene Ontology annotation, molecular function: transmembrane transporter activity. Bases 55 to 1092 code for a protein of 345 amino acids. Gene Ontology annotation, cellular component: plasma membrane. Lineage: Eukaryota; Viridiplantae; Streptophyta; Magnoliopsida; Poales; Poaceae. The record is from RefSeq and is a predicted model, not a curated record. The transcript is spliced from 7 exons.